CCGCGAUCGCAGGAGCUGGGUCCCCUGUCGAGCCGGGAAGAGCCGGGAAGAGGCGAAGUCCCCCCGCGGGGCAGCGGCGCAGUAUAUUUCACCAACUCACAAAUGGAAGUGUAAGAGACUUUGUACAAAAUAUAUGUGAAAAUGGAAACCUCAUCUUUGCUAUCAUCCCUACACGAUGAAUGCAGAUCAGACAACUUUAUUGAGCCUCAUUACAAGGAAUGGUACCGAGUCGCUAUUGAUGCUCUAAUUGAAGGAGGUUUAGAAGCCUACAAAGAAUUUCUUUCGAAAGAGAGAUGUUCAGAGUUCCUUGCAGAUGAGGAAAUUGAUUAUAUUUUGAACAAUGUUCAUAAACUUCCCCAAAACACAGUUUAUUCCUCUAACAAUGCCAUUGAUGACACCUCUUCUUCGGGAACCUACUGGCCUAUUGAAUCAGAUGUGGAAGCUCCAAAUCUUGACUUAGGUUGGCCCUACCUGAUGCCUGGAAUUUCUGGUGGCACAAAUAUUGAUCUGCUUUUUCAUCCCCCACGAGCACAGCCUUACACCAUAAAGGAAACUAUUCGGAAGAUGAUACGAGAUGCAAGAAAGGUCAUUGCCAUAGUUAUGGAUAUGUUUACAGAUGUGGAUAUCUUUAGAGAAAUUGUAGAGGCAUCUACUAGAGGGAUUGCAGUGUAUCUCCUGCUUGAUGAGUCGAACUUUGGUCACUUUCUGAAAAUGACGGAGAAACAAGGCUGCCAAGUUCAAAGGCUCAGGAACAUGAGAGUACGGACAGUAAAAGGACAAGAUUACUAUUCUAAAACAGGAGCAAAAUUCCAUGGAAAAAUGGAACAAAAAUUUCUGCUGGUUGACUGUAAGAAAGUUGUUUAUGGUUCUUACAGCUUUAUGUGGUCUUUUGAAAAAACCAACCUCAGUAUGGUUCAAGUUAUAACAGGACAGCUGGUUGAAUCCUUUGAUGAAGAGUUCAGGACACUGUAUGCCCGUUCUUCUGUUCCUAGUUCAUUUGCCCCUGAAUUAGUGCGGGUCAACAGCCGCAGGACACUCUGGGAUAAUGACACAUACCAACACUCAGUGUCUUCCUUAGCUUCAGUUUCUAGCCAAAGAAACCUUUUUGGUAGACAAGACAAGAUUCACAAGUUAGAUCCUGUUUAUUUGAAAACUCGUGGACGAUUUCCAGUAAAUGAAAUAGAUAAAUUUGGCUUGAGAAAUCAGACUUUUAAUAAACAACCAUUUCAUCCAGGUUUUAAUAUGCAAAAUCCAAUCCAGCAGUAUCAACCCAGUGAAAAAAAUGAGCACUGGAAGAGACAUAGUUAUGCUGGGGAGAAGCCAGAAAGGACAUCUUACCUACUGCUCAACAGAGCUAUUAAUAGAGCCAAUAAUCCAUCAAAUACUUGGAAAAUGCCAUCUGAUAGCCUUAGUAUUGUAUCUUCAUUACGAGGAGGAUAUGCAAAUAACUACAAUACACCCCAACAAAGUUUUGCUGAUCAAUUUUCACGACCAAAGGUAAAUCUUGCAGAAAGAAAUUCAAUUGUACGGAGGUCUUUUAAUGGGACAGAUAAUCAAAUCCGCCACCUGCAGCAAAGGAUGCCGACACUCGAACACACAACAAAAUCAUUCCUACGUAACUGGCGAAUUAAAUCAUAUUUAAAUGACCAUUCUGAUUAUCCAGUAGAGUCUAACGGAUCAGCCUUGGGUGACAGAUAUGAUGGCUAUGACACAACUGAAAAUAUUAAAGCUCAUGCUCUGUACUCCCACUCUCGCUUACGAUCAUCAUUAGUGUUUCAGCCAACUUUACCCGAACAACAGGAGGUAAGCAGCUGUGCAAGUUCUUCAAAUUCAACUAUAAUUGGGUCAGAGGGAAGUGAAACACCUAAAGGGACAUCUAAUCAUGCACCAAGUUUGGAGAAUGGAACAGAUAAUACUUCAGAAGAGCUUAGCACAAAUGCCUCACCUAAAUCAGAGGCACCCAAAAACCACAAAAUUCAAAUGGCAGAAAGCAGAAAGCCUAUUGUAAAUUCGGAUGCAGUAGCAGACCCAUCUGCCUAUAUAUACACAACGCUCUGUGCAGACAAACAUGCAGAAAACAUGAAAAAUCUUCAAAAUGACAAUAUCCUUAAAAGAAGAAGCUUUCCCAUGUUUAAUUCAAAGUCUAUAUUGGACCCUCAUGCCGAUAGACACACAUCCAGUUACGUUUACAGCACACUGACUAGGCAUAGGCUUAAGCAGCCAGUUAGUCCAAAAAUCCCAGAAGAUACACUAAAGGGCUCUAAAAGUUUGCAUAGUAUGGCCAACCAUUUGCCACAGGAGGAAAAGGAUCUUAAAGGAGAGCUGAAGAACCCAACUGCUACCAAGGCAAUCUCUAUGGCUGUUCUUGCUGAAGCUAUCAAAGAGGAGUCUGGUAAGGAUUGUACAUCAAAGAAGGAAAGUAAGAAUUCCCCAAAUUUUCUAAAGAAAGGAUCCCAAAAAUUGCGGUCCCUUCUUAAUCUCACACCAGACAAGAAAGAAAUCUUGUCAAAAAACAAAGGUCCUGCCUUUUACAGAAUGUGUAGUAGUUCUGACACUUUGGUUUCUGAAGAAGAGAAUCAAAAACCAAAGAUCUCUGAGAAUAAGACAGAUUCUUCCCCAAGGAGAAAGAGAAACACAUCAAAUUCACAAGGUAGCUUGAACAGAAGUAAAGAAGAUGUCACUUCGAGCCCAUCAAAGUCUCCAAAGUCUCCAAAGUCUCCAAAGCCUCAAAAACCUCCAUCUGAUGAAAGCAAUAAAAAGUGUCCUGUCUUGUGCCCUCUUGAAACUAAGUUCAUAGAAACUGCAGGAGAUGCAUCUACCCCAAGAUUUAAUACGGAACAGAUUCAGUAUCAAGAUGUAAAGGAUAUUACCACAAAUGCUGCUCCUGAAAGUGCCCCUGUUUGUGCUCUACAAAGAGCAACCUCAAUGACACCGCAACUGGCAAGUUCAAAACAUCAAGAGGAUCUCAGAUCUCGUUCAAGUGAAAGACGUGUUUAUAGUCGCUUUGAGCCAUUCUAUAAGAUGGAAAAUGCUAGUCAACUUGUAGGAAAUACACUAAAUAGCAGUUCACAUCUCUCAGAUAUGAAAAGCAAGACCUUAGGGAAUAACUAUGGCAGAAGUAAUCACCUGGUCAGCUACAACUCAACUGCUUAUCAUCCAUUUCAGCCUAAUGAAAAUAAACUGAGAGGAUUCAUGCAGAAAUUUGGGAACUUUCUACACAAAAACAAGUAAAACUUCUGUUACUGUUGUUGAAAUACAGUGAGAUUAGCAAAGCUGUACAUUCCUAACUGGACAAGACAGAUGAACUUUUUUGUAGUUUUGUAGUUUUGUAGAAUUUAUUUAGGUUUCUUCAGAAUCAAGGACAAUUGAAUGAAUGUACAUAUUUUUACAUAAUUAUACUAGGAUUAUUAUACUUCAGUCGUUACUGAAAUUCUGAGUCCAGAAAACGUCUCAAGGGAGUUGUUUAUAGUGUUUAUAUUGUAAGAUUACUUUUAUACAUUUUCUUUGUGAAGAAAGUAUGUGUUAGCAUAUUGUAAGAUUGCCUGUGGGGGAAAAGAAAUAUAGAGAGUGUUUUUAAACUUGAAAUAAUACUGUUUCCAAAGAUAAUUCCUUUAAAAAUAGGAUAGCAGUAGGAAUAGUGGCUCUUUCAGCAUUUAUGUACAUUUUCAAAUGAUAAACACAGAUGUUAAUGCAUUGCACAUUACUUAUCUUUAAAUUCAUUUUUAAACCCUCUUAUAGAUUUCAUCUUGGUAAUAAUUUACCCCCUAGCAUCAUAUCGAGCUGUUUAGGCAGCAGAUGGAUCUUAAUUCAUUGAAUUUUCCAUUUAAUAUGAUAUUUUCUGAACUAUUUGGCACACAUCUUAAAGUGACUUUAAUCCAAGCUUUCACAGUCUUGUUUACAUGGCUAAAAUAAUGUGAAUGUAGGAUGAAUGUUUAAAAAAAAAAAAAAAAAAAGAAACAAAAAAACCCUCAACAGCUUAUAAACAGGAUGCCUUCAAAAGAACUUAUAACUGGUUUAAAUUUCAAUGAAUUAAGUACUAUUGUAUAACAUGCCAGUAUUCUGUAAUGUAUUCUAAAAAUAAUUCUUUGUUAGAUUUUUCUAUUGUUUCCAUGAAAAAAAGUGGAUUUCCAUUUCUCAGGUAAGUCUUAGAGUUUCAUAUGCAAUAGUCUGUGUAAAGUGUUGCCAGAUUAUGUGCAACUCUGCCUUUAAUAACCUAUUUUUUUGAUAUUAAGGUUGCAAGUACUUAGACCAGGCAUGUGAGGGAGGUUGUAAGCUCAACACUGCAGUGCUUGAAUAUUCCAUGCCCUGUUGCUUUAAGUCAGGAGGAGCGUCAGAAGGCCAGGAGCAAUUAGACAUCUAAAAAUGAGACUGAUGAAAGCCGCCACAUCAGGCAAUAUGAUACUUCUCCUAAAGAAAGUAUCAAUGAAGGGUGAUAGCAGCAAUUGUUUAAUGUUAGUGAACGUAUUCAGGCACCUGGAUGCAAUCUAAGGGGAUAUAUAUGUGUGUUCAUUUAGACUUUCAGUCUCUCAGUCAUAAGAACUUUCUUGAUAUUAAGUGCCUAUAGCAGAUCAGUGCAUACAGAAAAACACAGGGAUGUGGUGUGUUUGCAGCAAGGCAUCUGCUUCUUACCUACAGCUCAUAGUCAAAGCAUCCACUUUGCUCAUUGGUGUGGGUUUUUCUUUCAGGAGAGCACCCGUAAUCAUUUAGCUGCAAGAUGCUCUGGGACAGUCUUGUUCCAUUUGAAUUCUGUAAAGCUGUUCUACCACACUUUACAUUAUUACAUGUUAAGAGGGCUGAAGACAAGAAAGUGGACAUUUCUCUGAUUAUGGCAGUCAGCAUUUUGGAAAGGCAUAUUUACAUCCUUGCCUUGCUAGCACACCUGCCUCUUCUCGGUAGUUGUCUUAGGCACGUUUUGAGAACAACAACUGAGAACUAAGCUCCAGUGGGAUCAUGAAAAGAACUUUCUUAGGAAAAAAUAUACCUGUAGCAGGCACUGGGGAACUCAGCAUUUUUGGGAUUUAGGCAAUACUGUAAAUUUUCAGCAACAGAAAUUUGGGUAACUUCAUUGCUGAAAGCUUAUGUACCUUAUACAGGGUCUUCAUGUUUCAGGAGCAUGUUUUAGGAGACCAUUUCUCUCUUAGAUCUAAAAGGUCCUACAGCAUUCCAUGCCAGAGUCCCACUGCAGAGGUUGUGGCUUUGUCCUUUAAAACAUCAAAAAGGCAUUUCAUGCACCAGCUCAAUUGAGUUCAUUUGUCUGUGCUACCUGUGGUGCUGAGAGGAGAUUUUAUAUGGAAAUCUCAUCACUAGAAUCUGCCCUGACUCCCAUGAACUUGCUGUAGCUAUUGGCAGUGAUUUCGGUGAAGCAGUGCAAGCUUUUUCAUUCAAACUGUUUCUCAGGCAAACUUACUAGGUUGAUGCAUUAUAGUAAUUACUGUUUCACUGUGGGGAUGGUAUUUAUUUUUAAGGGCCUUGUGUCUCAAUCCUCUGCUGAAAGUUUCAGUCUCCCCUUUACCUAUGAUUUACUUGGGAUGGAAAAGACUAUGAGUCUCUAAAUGAACACUGGCCACUUGAUCACUCCAUGCUAAAAUGCCCUACUACAUAUGUUUCCCAAAUGACCAUUCAUACCGUCCUGUCAGAAGCAGCAAUUUCAGGCCCAGAUUCCAAAGCAAGUUUUAUCUCCUUAGUAUUAUAUGCGUAUUUUCAACAUAGGCACAACAUACUUCCCCAGCUACCCAGCCAACAGCAGUGCAGCAUUACACUUAUUUCUGAGUCUUAAUGUGUGUUAACAAGGCAGAAUGUUAUUCAGGAUGGUGCCUGAAUUAACUGUACAGCAAAAGAAAUAAGUGAAGGUGCUAGCAGUGUCUAUGGUGCGGAUAGGCUUAGGGAAGAUAUUUAGUUUUUCCUCACAAGCUCUGGCAUACAUCGGUAAUACUAGAUUUGGGAAGGAAUUGAGAGAGAACAAGGGCCUUCUGGAAAGUUUUGAAGUGACAGUUCUUUGCAUUUUGUAGUAGAAUGUGGGAAACAUAUUUUGAUACACUUAGGAAUCUUUUUCUGUAUUUUCCAGAGUGGGUUGUUUAUAAGAGAGUCCUGAGAAAGCAGGUAUUUUAAUUUACCAAGUCACCUAUAUAUAAUUCCAUUUUGUAUUUGUACACAGCAGAUUAAGUGUCUUCAGUGAAGAGCCUGCUCUUAUGCUUGAUAAUGCAAAAAAUUAAUCACAGUAAAAUUUUCUUUUUCAUUUCCAUGUAUCUCCUCAAAGACCAUGCAUUGAGGCCUGACCCAAGAUUAACUGAACUGAAUGAAAAUCACCACUGGUCUCAGUGAAAGUUGGAUCAGACACACAAUGUAAUGAUGCCACUAUUUUAGAGGUGUGACAAAAUGCUGCUUGGAAAGCAUGCGGCCCUGGCUCUGUGGGAGCAGCAGCUUGAUGCCCUGCCUGCAGCUUUAGAGAUGAGGGAGCCCUUGGAGGAGCUCCAAGGGAAGUGAUGCAAGGACCAACUGCCUUGUUGUUCCCACUGGAAUUGUGUGUUAUAGGUGGGGAAGCAGUGCUCAGCUGUUUGUGUCUGAUUUGCCUCCUGUCUGUGGAGGAUCCCACCUGUUCCACAAAAUAGAUAAGUGUGGAAAAAAAUGCAUGUGCUCUUUGCAAAAUCUGUGUCUUUUUGGAAGGAGGAAUAGAGCUUAUAUUUUUAAACUUCCUUUUCCCCGAGCUUGUCUUGAUCUUUCUGCUUUUCCCAAGGAGAUGCACUUUGUUCAAUGUGUCCUAAAUGUGCUUUGCACAUUGCAGGUUUGUUACACCCUGCACACACCCAAUGUACUCCCAGUUUUGUAAGGCUCUGAAGUAAUAGGUAUUGCCACGCAUGAUGGUCUUUUGGCCAAAUGGCUUGGGAGUUGUGAAACACACAAAAAAUGAUGUGUCAUUUUCACAUUACAUAAAACUCUGUUAGAUCCAGAUUAUCAGAGUUACACAGUACUAAAUGUGGCCCUUAGGAGCACCGUGGGCAGCUCAUACAGGAAAUACAGACCCCUCAUACAGCACUCGUUCAAUUUGUGUUGUAAAUAAACCACCUCAACAUAUGAUCGUAACACCCAGUGAAUUAAUUGCUUCAUUUCUUCAGCCUUGUAGUAAACAGUUUUUACUGCCUUUCAGAUUGCAAAAUGUUGGUUAUUUUAUUAAUGAGCUUGCACAGCACUCUAUUCAUGCUAACGAAUAUGAACUUUGUGUAAAUAAAAAUUAAGACAAAUUAAAUUUCCGGCUGUCUAAUUCACAAGGGUAAUAUUUUUUGUUAGAAACCUUGACAGAAAGAAAGCUUAUCAGGUAAUAGAUGUUUGUGCACUGAUAGAUACAAAAGCAAGACCAUUCAGAGAAGAACUGUAUUUGAUCAUUUUUUGGCUUUCUGAAAUAUAUAAGGGAAUGUUGUGGUUUAAAAAAGAAGUCAUAAAAAAAAAAAAAUCACAAAAUCUGUGCCAAGAUAGUGUAAAAAUAAAAUUUAAAAUGGCUCCACUACGCGGUACGAUAAAUAUCUUUUCUUCAUUCGUAGCACUUUUUUCCUUGCUAUUUCCUGACAUAAACUGUACAAACACAACUGGCUGUACAACAUUGUAAUGAACAGAAAUCAGUAAGAACUUAUUCCCCAGAUCAAUAUUGUACUGCACAGUACAAUAUUUGUGGUUUGCUGUUUUUUUUUUUUAAACUUUAUUUUGAUUUAAGCUGUAGAAUUAGAACAACAUAAAUCUGCAGUAGUUCAUUGGUAAAUGAAAUCUGUUUCUCUAGUUUUGUGUUAAGUUGCAUGAAUACAUACUCCAUUAGCACACCAGUGAUGAGAAAAGUCUGCACUGCUCACAUGCCAUCUUGCCAUUUCAUUUUAUACAGAUGCUUACAGAUGUCUUACUGCCUUUUUGUAGACUAUGACAUUUUUGUUUCCAGCCCUUAACAAAGAGUUUCAGUUAGGUCUCCUUUAUUUUACAUUUGAACAUGGUGCCAAAGAAAUGUUGCGUGUUCUGACAACUGCUUUGAGAAAUGGAAUGGAAGAAACCAUGUGCUUUUGACAGUUGCAGAAUAGAGCUACAUUGCUCUUAGGCAUAGCUAGUGGUUUGGUUUUCUGCUUUAAUGACAUGACUUGUUAAGUUUGCUUAACUCACUUCUGGCUUCUAGCAGUCUCCUCCAGGUCAGUAUUUAAAAGCAGUUUUCAUAUAUUGCAAUGCUAAAGCAAAAGUAAGUCCUGUUUUUGAAAAUCCCAAAGGAUUUUGGGUCCUAUACUUCCAAGUCAAGUUUUUGUACAUCUUGAGAAUAUCUUUUUCUGGAAGAUCUCUGGACAUCUCUUCAGAAGAAGCUGAUGGAUUCUGUGAAGAAUAUGCACCUUUCUCCCAUCACAGGUGUUAGACUAACUAAAAAUUUCAUGGACAAACACAAAUGAUUUCUGGGGAGAAAAUAAGCAUUUCUGUUAAGAGGCUCAUGAUUCAUGUUUAUUUUGAUACUGUUGAUUCUAUAUGUAAAUAUAGCUGAAAAAACCCUACUUCCUGCCUGUAUGAAGUAGAGAACUGAUGACAGUCCAAGUAUCAUUAUUAUAAAGACUUAGCACCAAUAGCAAUAUUUCAUUGUGUUUGAGAAAUGAAUGCAACUCAUUUAUUAGCAUUCAAACACAGGACUCUUACUUGUUUGUUGUACAUUGUCUGUUCUUGCCUCAUUUAGCAAUCAGCCUGCUCAAAAUGCAGACUGGUUGUCCUUAAUUUCUCAAGACCCUGAAUAAUACCUGGAAAAACAUAUCCAGCGAAGCAUUAAACAUCCACUUAACUUUAAAACAGGAGGUUAGUACCAGGCUAGGACCAGGCUCUGAGCAUCCUAAUUUAACUGUGGAUGUUCCUGUUCAUUGCAGGGGAGUU
Phasianus colchicus (ring-necked pheasant) is the source of this 8877-nucleotide messenger RNA. RefSeq names its product scaffolding CK1 anchoring protein B (gene SACK1B). Gene Ontology annotation, cellular component: membrane; cytoplasm. Gene Ontology annotation, molecular function: protein kinase binding. Gene Ontology annotation, biological process: signal transduction. Lineage: Eukaryota; Metazoa; Chordata; Aves; Galliformes; Phasianidae. The record is from RefSeq and is a predicted model, not a curated record.